AUGGGGGAAACAGGUCACCACCACCAGCAGCAGCCUCCGCCAGUACUGGUGGCUCCUCCGCGAUCUCAGAUGCCUCUUGGGGCGGCAAGGGGUCCCAUUUGGACUCCAACUGAGCAACUCCAUCAGCUUCAGUUUUGCAUCCACUCCAACCCCUCUUGGCCGGAAACAUUCCUACUGGCUUUUCAGCACUAUAUCGUUAUGCUUGGAUCCAUAGUUAUAAUUGCAAGUACUUUUGUGCCUCGUAUGGGUGGGGAUCAUGGUGAUAAAGCCCGCGUGAUUCAGACGAUGCUGUUUAUGGCAGCAAUAAACACAUUGCUUCAAACAAUCCUCGGGACAAGGCUUCCAACAGUGAUGACUGCUUCAUUUGCUUUUACCCUGCCAGUGCUGUCAAUCAUCAAUGAUUAUUCUGAUCGGACUUUCAGAAGUGAACAUGAGAGGUUUGAGGUCACAAUGAGAACGAUUCAAGGGUCACUUAUUGUUUCUUCCUUCGUCAACAUCUUCCUUGGAUUUAGUAAGGCAUGGGGGAACUUUACAAGAUUCUUUAGUCCCAUUGUUAUCGUGCCAGUGGUUUGUGUGGUUGGUCUUGGUCUUUUUGCAAGGGGCUUUCCACUUCUUGGUAACUGUGUGGAGAUUGGCCUGCCUAUGCUGAUUGUGCUGGUCAUAUCCCAACAGUAUCUGAAGCGUGUUUUUCCUAGAGCCCAUAACAUACUUGAGAGGUUUGCUUUGCUUCUCUGCAUUGGGCUUAUCUGGGCAUUUGCUGCUAUCCUCACUGAGUCUGGUGCUUAUAACAAUGCUAAAGAGCAGACUAAACAAAGUUGCCGUACAGAUCGCACUUUCCUUAUAUCAUCUGCUCCUUGGAUUAGAAUCCCAUACCCAUUUCAAUGGGGUAAACCCAUAUUCAGAGCGAGCCAUGUCUUUGGCAUGAUGGGAGCAGCACUUGUUACAUCUGCAGAAUCAACUGGAACAUAUUUUGCAGCAGCACGGCUUGCAGGUGCUACGCCCCCUCCAGCAAGUGUAAUAAGCCACAGUAUUGGCCUGCAGGGUGUUGGAAUGCUGCUUGAAGGAAUUUUUGGUGCUGCUGUUGGUACAACUGCAUCUGUUGAAAAUGUUGGCCUCCUUGGAUUGACACACAUAGGGAGCAGGAGAGUGGUGCAGAUUUCAACUGCUUUCAUGUUCUUCUUCUCUAUAUUUGGGAAGUUUGGUGCUUUCUUUGCAUCUAUUCCUUUGCCGAUAUUUGCUGCCAUAUACUGCGUGUUAUUUGGGAUUGUUGCUGCUGUUGGGAUCUCGUUCAUGCAGUUUGCAAAUAAUAAUUCCUUGAGAAACAUCUAUGUUUUGGGUCUUUCCCUGUUUCUUGGGAUAUCAAUACCUCAAUACUUUAUCAGUAACACGACUCCAAACGGUGUCGGACCAGUUAGAACAGAUGGAAUAUGGUUUGAUGACAUAGUGAACACAAUCUUCUCGUCGAGCCCGACAGUGGCAAUAAUCGUCGGGACGCUGCUUGAUAACACACUUGACGCCAAGUACUCAGUUGAUGACAGAGGGCUUGCAUGGUGGAGACCCUUCCAAAGCAGGAAGGGAGAUUCUAGAAAUGAGGAAUUUUACAGUCUACCUGUUAGGAUACGCGAGUACAUUCCCUCCAGAUAUCUGUGA
Prunus armeniaca (apricot) is the source of this 1650-nucleotide messenger RNA. The record is from the annotation of a GenBank genome assembly. Lineage: Eukaryota; Viridiplantae; Streptophyta; Magnoliopsida; Rosales; Rosaceae.